AGAUUCGGUGCUCGGCUUCCUCCCUCGCGCGCGUACAUAACCCCGACCACAAUCUUCCUUUCCAUUUCCAUCGCUCCAAGCGAGACCAAUUCGCUCGCUGUCAUCACGGAGAGCCUGUGCUCCGAUCUCGGCGGGCGCGAAGCACCAGGAUGACGGCCGGAGAUUCGUCGGAGAGCAUUGCUUCUCUUGUUGGGCUUGCACCACUUGAGGCCAUUCUGUUUGAUGUUGAUGGAACUCUAUGUGACUCGGAUCCUCUCCACUACUAUGCGUUCAGAGAGAUGCUCCAAGAGAUAGGUUUUAAUGGGGGAGUUCCGAUCACAGAGGAUUUCUUUGUUGAGAAUAUUGCUGGAAAACACAAUGAAGACAUAGCUGAGCUCCUAUUCCCAGAUGAUAUUCCUCGAGGCCGAAAAUUCUGUGAGGACAAGGAAGCCAUGUUCCGCAAAUUGGCCUCGGAACAACUAACGCCUGUGAGUGGCCUAUACAAAUUAAAGAAGUGGGUCGAAGACCACGGUCUGAAACGUGCUGCAGUUACAAAUGCUCCUAGGCCAAAUGCUGAACUCAUGAUCUCAAGUCUCGGACUCUCGGAUUUCUUUCAAGCUGUUGUUCUAGGAAGUGAGUGUGAGCAUGCCAAACCACACCCAGAACCUUACCUGAAGGCCCUUGAUCUGCUGAAGGCGUCAAAGGAGCAUACUCUAAUUUUUGAGGACUCAGUUUCAGGCAUAAAAGCAGGGGUUGCAGCUGGAGUGGCCACUAUCGGCAUAACAACGAGGAACCCGGAACAUCAACUGAUGGUAGCAAAGCCAACAUUCCUCAUCAAGAGUUAUGACGAUCCAAAGCUGUGGGCCGCUUUGGAAGUGCUCGAGAAGAAGGAUGCUUGAGAAAUUCUUUGACAAACAGGAAGGUGGGAGGACCUGCCCAUCAACUGCCAUUAGCCAUUUAUAUUCGAUGCUGCGAAACUGCAAGUUGAUGAUGAUUUGACUUUGGGAUCGCAUAUUGUUGCCGGAAUCUGUUCUGAUUCUGAGAUGUGUCGUAUUACUUUGCUAACACAUUAGAGUACCGAAAGUUUAGUGGAAACAGAAACGAUGCUAUUUUCACGGCUUCGAUCGUUUCUUCCACUCUCAUGUAUUAAUAAAGAAUUUCCUAUAAAAAUGUCGGGUUUCAUUGUUCUCC
Messenger RNA from Rhodamnia argentea, 1170 nucleotides. Its product is annotated as haloacid dehalogenase-like hydrolase domain-containing protein Sgpp. Bases 150 to 878 code for a protein of 242 amino acids. The transcript is spliced from 5 exons. The record is from RefSeq and is a predicted model, not a curated record. Lineage: Eukaryota; Viridiplantae; Streptophyta; Magnoliopsida; Myrtales; Myrtaceae.